Lingula anatina is the source of this 1087-nucleotide messenger RNA. RefSeq names its product putative nuclease HARBI1. The record is from RefSeq and is a predicted model, not a curated record. Lineage: Eukaryota; Metazoa; Brachiopoda; Lingulata; Lingulida; Lingulidae.
AUGGCUCUUAUUAUUGCUGUUUAUCGUGAAGAAGUGGAUGAACUGGAAAGGGCAGUCGCAAGACCAAGAAUAUUUCGGGACCGCGAAAAUCCUUUUGAUUUUUACCCAGAUCAUGAGAUUUACCAGCGAUUUCGUUUUGACAGAGCGGGGAUACUUUUCAUUACGGAUCUUCUGGCAGAGGAUAUUGAACCACCCACUAACAGAAGCCAUGCAAUUCCUGCCUUACUACAAGUUUUCAUUACCCUAAGGUUCUAUGCCUGUGGGAGCUUUCAGCAAGUUGUUGCAGAUACAAUUAGAAUACAUCAGAGUACUGCUUGUCGAAUCAAUCACAGGGUUACAAAUGCUCUCCUAAGACAUAUCAAUGAAUUUGUGAGAUUUCCACCGAACAAUGAACUUGCAGCUGUCAAAAACACAUUCUAUGAGAUAGCCCAUUUCCCAAACGUUAUAGGAGCAGUAGACGGAACACAUGUGAAAAUCAUAUCACCACAUCAGUAUGAGGCAGAUUAUGUCAACCGGAAGAAUUUCCAUUCCAUAAAUGUACAAGUGAUAAGUAAUGCCAGGAGGAGAUUUACAAACAUAGUGGCAAGAUGGCCAGGGAGUACUCAUGAUUCUCGUAUACUUCGUGAGAGUGAAGUUGGAGAUGCAUUUGAAAGGAGAGCCCAUAAUGGAAUACUUCUGGGGGACAGUGGAUAUUCCUGCAAAUCAUGGAUUUUGACCCCCUAUCUGAAUCCACAAAAUCCAGCUCAACAGAGAUACAACAAUGCUCAAACCAGGACUCGGUCUUCAACUGUAGAAUGUACAAUUGGAAUUUGGAAACGAAGAUUCCGUUGCCUUUAUGAUGAGAUUCGUUUACAACCACUUAAAGCAUGCCGCGUCAUUGCAGCUACUGCGAUCUUGCAUAACCUGGCCAUGGACAUGAAUCUUCCAGAUUUCGAUGAUGAAGGGAUUGAUAUCCAGCCUGAGGUUGAUCCAGUACCUAAUAAUGGGCCUGACAAUGCUACCAGAGAACGUUACGUUCAGCAGUACUUCCAGUAAGGCCUGGAGAACCUCUUUGUGAAGGGUGUGAAUUUCCACCACUGUAUCUGAA